Pipistrellus nathusii (Nathusius's pipistrelle) is the source of this 369-nucleotide messenger RNA. NCBI's taxonomy places the organism in Eukaryota, Metazoa, Chordata, Mammalia, Chiroptera, Vespertilionidae. The record is from the annotation of a GenBank genome assembly.
AUGGCCGCGGCCACCAGGCCGGCCGUGCUGGGCCUGUACCGCCGCGUGCUCAGGCUGGCCCGGCGGUGGCAGGCGGCGUCGGGGCGGCCGGAGGACAGCGCCCGGGAGCAGCAGGACAUCCUCCGAGAGGCCAGGACACUGUUCCGGAAAAACAAAGGCCUCACAGACACAGACCAAAUUAAGCAGUGUAUAGAUGAAUGCACAGCUAGGAUCGAGAUCGGACUGCACUACCAGAUCCCGUAUCCAAGGCCAAUUCAUCUGCCUCCAAUGGGCCUUACCUCACGACGAGGCCGGGGACUUCGAAACCAGGAGAAGCUGAGGAAGCUUUCCAAGCCAGUGUACCUCAAGUCCCACGAUGAGGUUUCCUAA